AAGGCAUGAGUUGUGCGCUACCCGACUCCGUAACACACCUUCCCAAUCCCCAAGUAUCGUCACAUAAUUUUGGACUCCCGCUUCCCAUUCUUCUGGAUCGGCAUAAAUGAAUGAAACACAGGGAAAGCUCGUAAGACAGUCGCUCAGGACCACGUUGUGUCAAACCACCGAACGACCAGGAGUUGAUCCAGUGGAGUUGAUCUAGACACAACAGUAUGAGUGUUCAUUGGGACCUGAUCUCCAGCCUCUCCGAUGUGUAGGACAGCCGCUCGGUGUCUUCCAUCCCCUCAGGACUCACGCUGUGAUGAACGGAUUAGGUUUUUGACUGCCAGGACAAAUGAAUACAAAUGAAUUUAGCGACCCGAAGGAGAGAUUGCAGAACCUCUCAUCUCGACACAAAGAGAGCUCUAUUGCUCUGCACAGUUCUCUACUGUACUUGUUACCUAGGUCUCGCCCAAGUACACUCUGAAGAUGUGGACAUCCUUCAAAAGCUGGGGCUCAAGGGAGAGAAGGCGUCACGCUCACUUCCAGCCGGAGUCAUCCCGUUCCGAUCUGGGAUCAUCCUCACCCAGCGGGCGCAGGUCGAGGCCCCGCUCCUCUCCGUUCUGCCGGCCGGCGUCUGGCCCGACCUGCUGAUGGUCCUCAGUGUACGCUCGCACCGCGUCAACAGCGCCUUCGUCUUCAGCCUGCUCUCGGCUCGCAACAAGCUCCUCCUGGGACUGCAGCUCGGCCAGCCUGGUCAGCUGCUCCUCCACACAGGGCCCAGGACCUCGGUGUCACUGCCCUAUGACCCCCAUGACGGCCAGUGGCACCAACUGGCCGUUGGAUUGAGCGGAAAUAGGGCGACUCUAUAUGCCUCCUGCGGAGAGCAGAGUGUCCACGCAGACUUUAAGUGGGAGGGCGAGGGCGAGGGGCUCGCUCAAGAACUCCAGGGCUCCUUCUUGCUUGGGAAAAGCAGCCAUCAGCAGACCUUGGCACAGUUUGAAGGAGCCAUCUGCCAGUUCGACCUGAUACCCUCUGCGCAGGCAGCUUACAACUACUGCAAAUACAUUAAGAAACAAUGCAGGGAAGCAGACACAUACAGGCCUAACCUCCUACCCCUCAUGCCCAUCCUCCCCCGGGAAAACGUCAAUAAAACAAGUACGCCAACCGCCCCUGGUCUUCAGGACGGGGUACGAAGGACCCCGGGGUUGAGUCUGGCCCGGAGUGUGGCUGCCGCUGCCUCUGCCGUCAGAUACGUGGACCCGAUCCUCCCCACAAAACCCAGACCCAACAAGACGACCGCCACUCCGACGGUGCGUGGAACGGUGGCCCCGGUCACAGCCCAUGCCAGGCUCUUCUCCCCUCCCCCCAAGACCCGGUCCCAAAGUGUCACAGCCCCACUGAGGACCAAAGUAACCCAGACUAAACCCUACCCACCCAAAGGCUCUACUCCAAAGGUCGCUAAGCCCACCCCACCAAAACCAACCCGGCACAGCAAUUUUGGGAAAACCACAGCGGGAACGACUCACAAGAAAAAGCCUUCUGUUUCUGUAACCGCUAACACCAAGCCCCUCAAGAAGAAAACAGAACCAAACCAAGUAUCCGUCCCAAAGAAACCGACAACCCCGGCCAAAAAGCCAUCGCCAAAGUCUAAGUGGACCACCGCCAAAUCCCGUCCAUCCAGACUGACACCUGCCAAAGCCAACUCAUCUCGAGUCGCCCCUUCUAAAGCAGCUUUUGCCAAACCUAAACCAUCCAAUCCCAGUAUCUCAAAAACCAACCCGUCCAAUACCAUCAAGCCAACCAAAUCGGUCACCACCCCUCCAAAUCUGAUGAAGACCACCACCACCUCUCCCGUAACCCAGCGCCCAACCAGGGGGUCCUAUUCCCUGGUGACCCUGCCUGCUACUGACGGCUUCCAGAGUUGGGACGUACCACCCACCCAGUUCUCCUUGCUAGCAGGACCUCCGGGGCUGAAGGGAGAGCCUGGCCCACCAGGCCCGUCAGGACCUCCAGGGAAGCUGGGCCAGUGGGGAAAGAGGGGUCCCAGGGGGACUCCCGGUCCCCAUGGGAACCCCGGCCGACCGGGCCCACCUGGACUCAAGGGGAAGAAGGGAGACCCGGGUAUGUCCCCUGGAGCCGCCCCGAAAGGAGAGAAGGGGGACUCCGGCCCCGUGGGCCCGCUGGGAGUGCCUGGCCUAGUCGGUCACAAGGGGCAGAAGGGCCACCCUGGUGCUGCAGGCCUACCUGGGGAAGGGGGCCAGCAGGGUCCAGUAGGAAGCCCAGGUGCCAAAGGUUAUCCUGGCAGGCAGGGUUUACCAGGGCCCGUAGGACCGAUGGGCCCCAAAGGCAGUCGGGGUUUCAUUGGGAUCCCAGGGCUGUUUGGCCUGCCUGGGCCUGACGGGGAACGAGGCGCUCCGGGGGAGCCAGGGAAGAGGGGGAAGAUGGGUAGGCCGGGCUUUCCAGGUGACUUUGGAGAACGAGGACCACCUGGACCAGAUGGCAACCCAGGUGACCUGGGAGCCCCUGGGCCCAGUGGAGUGACCGGGCUGAUUGGUGACAUGGGGCCGGUUGGAGAGAUAGGCUUGUCUGGACCAGGUGGACUGAAGGGGGUACCAGGAAACCCAGGCGAACCAGGACUGAAAGGUGAUAAGGGUGACCUUGGAAUUCCUGGACAUCAAGGAGAGAUAGGCUUCAAAGGAGACAAGGGCAUCCAGGGACCCCCAGGGUUACCAGGGGUACGGGGGAAACCUGGACAACAGGGUAAAACAGGAGAAAGGGGUCCUGACGGCAUUUCUGGCCCCCCAGGGGCUGAGGGUUUCCCUGGCGACAUGGGACCGCCGGGAGAGAACGGUCUUGAAGGAGAAAAGGGGAAGCUGGGUGUCAGAGGGUUGCCUGGCCCAACGGGGGUCCCAGGACUGGAGGGAGAUGAAGGACCCCUCGGACCACCAGGGCUGACGGGACUGGAGGGGAGAAUGGGGAGAAAGGGUUUUCCUGGAAAGAUCGGGGAAGAAGGCGUAAAGGGAGAGACUGGCAUCAGCGGCAUUGUUGGACCGAUGGGAGAAAGAGGGUUGGUGGGUUUCAUCGGACCAGUCGGAGAGAGCGGCCUGGCUGGAGAGAAGGGGGAUCGAGGUGGGAUGGGCUUGCCUGGACCAGCUGGAGAAAAGGGAUCAGAGGGUCACCCAGGGACACCGGGGGCGGGUGGGCCUUCAGGACCACCUGGAACCAAAGGUCCCCCUGGAUCCAGUGGGCCGAGCGGGACCAGAGGAGCCAAGGGCAUGAGGGGAGCGAGAGGGCCUGAUGGUUCAGUGGGAGAGCUGGGGCUAGAGGGCAAAAAGGGUGCAGAUGGCCCCGUGGGUAAAGAGGGCCUGUCAGGACCCGAGGGACCGACCGGAGACCUGGGGGACGUCGGGCAGAAAGGGUUUCCAGGUGUUCAAGGCCCCUCCGGAUCUCCAGGGGACAAAGGGAUAGCAGGCGAGCCGGGACCCUCGGGGCCGGCAGGGACCAUAGGACCGCUGGGGGAACUAGGUCAACAAGGUCCUCCAGGAAACAUCGGUGACCUGGGGCUGAUGGGUGAACCAGGAGAGAAGGGAGCCAUUGGCGCGUCUGGAAACAUGGGGGAGCAAGGACUGAUCGGACCUCGUGGGGAGCCAGGCCUGGAGGGGGAGGCGGGUGCAGCUGGUCAUGAUGGAACCAAGGGUGAGAAGGGUGACAUGGGCCAGGAGGGAAACAACGGGGACAAGGGAGAGCUGGGACUGAAGGGUAAAGAAGGCACACCUGGCUUUACUGGCCUCACCGGCGUCAGGGGUCAAGAGGGUAAAUCUGGCAAGAUGGGAGAGAGAGGGAAAAUUGGACUAAAGGGUGCCAAAGGUCCAAUCGGUCACCUUGGAGAGACCGGGCCCAUGGGGAAGCUUGGGCCCCCAGGGUUCGUUGGUCAGAAGGGCUCCAGGGGAACCACAGGACACGUGGGCGCCCCCGGUCGGAUGGGUCAGCAGGGAGAGGUCGGUCUCGGGGGUUAUGAGGGCCACCAGGGAUCAUCAGGGCCCAUCGGGGGUCCGGGGCCCAAAGGUGAAAAGGGCGAGCAGGGGGACGACGGGAAGGUGGAAGGGCCUCCUGGAGCUCCGGGCGACAUUGGAACCCCUGGCGAUCGGGGAGAGAGGGGCGAGUCGGGAGACCCGGGCUACAUUGGUCAGAUCGGUUUUGAUGGCGGGAGAGGGAAGUCCGGAGCCCCUGGCCUACCUGGUCACCCUGGCCUGCGUGGGAGGCAAGGCCCCAAAGGAUCCAAAGGAGAUCAGGGUCAAAAAGGCAAGCAGGGUCACAUCGGCGCAAAAGGAUCAAGAGCAUUACAGGGCGUGGUCGGGCCCAUGGGUCCCAGGGGGGUGGUGGGCCGGGAGGGCCAGGAGGGGCUGCCUGGCAUGGAUGGACAUCCAGGGAAGGAUGGCAACAAAGGCAUGCCGGGGGAACACGGAGACGACGGGGACUUUGGUGUGAUCGGUAACGCUGGUGCACGGGGUAAACUCGGAGGUCCAGGACUUCCUGGCGACCAGGGGACGUAUGGGCUGAAGGGCGAGCGGGGUCUUCCGGGACAAGUGGGACCCAGGGGGAAGAGGGGUUUCAGGGGCGGGAUGGGACUGCCAGGGACCCAAGGAGACCAGGGACAUAAAGGAAGACCUGGAGACUCAGGCGGACCUGGUUUUCCUGGCUUCCUGGGACUACUUGGACCAACGGGGGCCCCCGGAGACUAUGGACCAAAGGGCAUCCAGGGGCCAAAGGGGCCCCAGGGUAUGAUGGGCAUAGGGGGGUCGGCCGGUCUUAUGGGAAUCAUCGGUCCUAAUGGAAGUGCUGGUCCUAGAGGAGAGAAGGGCAACCGUGGAGAGAAUGGAUUGCAAGGACCAACGGGAUCUCCCGGACCGCGCGGGCCCCCCGGACCACCUGGCCCUCCAAGUAUUCCUGCCUCAUUUAUGGAGGAUGGUCUUCAUUUCUUUGUGGAUCCACCCACCCCACUCAGGACUGAGCAUCUUCAUGAGCCGGCGAUGGACCUGCCAAUGCUGGACCAGGGCGCAGAGAUCUUCAAGACCAUCCACUACCUCAGUAACCUGAUCCAGAGCCUGAAGAACCCGCUGGGCAACAGGGACAACCCCGCCCGCAUCUGCAAGGACCUCCACAGCUGUGAACACAAAGUGAAAGAUGGCACUUAUUGGAUUGACCCCAACCUAGGCUGCUCCUCAGAUACUGUAGAAGUCUUCUGCAAUUUUACUGAAGGAGGGCAGACCUGCCUCAAGCCAAUCACAGUAUCCAAGCCGGAAAUGAGCGUUGGCCGUGUGCAGAUGAAGUUCCUGCACCUGCUGAGCUCCGAGGCGGUGCAGCACAUCACGGUCCACUGCCUGAAUGCCGCUGUGUGGAGCGAGGAGGACGGCCGGCCCCCUGGCCCCGGCGCGGCCACCUUCAGGUCCUGGAGCGGGGAGAUGAUCCAUGCCGGAGGGGAGCUGGCCCCACACGUCACAGAGGACUCCUGCUGGAUGAAAGACGGGCGCUGGCACCAGACUCACUUCGUCUUCCACUCGGCCGACCCGACGCUCCUCCCCGUGGUGGACAUCCUCCACCUGCCCCGGACCAGCCCUGGCUCACACUACCACCUGGAGGUGGGCCCUGUGUGCUUCCUGUAGCACCAGCCAACCCCCGCACCUUUGCUGGGCUGCAGGGGGAACCCUCUCUCUCUCACUGGGUGACUCCUGCUGCACCGAGGUGGCCAAGAAGAUACAGCACAUCCCCGAGUACUGUCCUUCAGGGCACCUCCCGGCUCUGCCCCUCCAACAUCCCCCCUCCCCUAGCCUGGCCGGCCAACAUCACAUUGGGGCGGGGGUGUUCACAGAAACAGAAGAGAAGCAGGACGAGGGGGACGAGGAGGAGGAGGAGGAAGAGGAAGGGCUGAAGAGGAGGUGAAGGGUGGAUGGGGCUCUUGCACUAACAGCUCCUUCAGAGGGCAGUAGGGGGGAUGGUUCCCCCCUUGUAUGGGUGCCAACAUGGGGCCACCCCAAUGCAGAAAUUAAGUUUCAUGCCACCUAGUCUCUCUGGAACAAUGCUAAAGUGAGGAGAGAAACACGGCCUAGCCCAUUUUGUGUUAACUUUACCAACAGUUGGACCUUGUAGUAACUUAUUGUCUGUUAUGGUAUACUGUAUUGUAUACCUACUGCGUGAACUGUUUGUUUUUUUUGGAAAAAACACAGACACAAUUCUGUUUAAAGGAGAAUCAUUAAGUCAGUAGGAGUACUUAAAUGUACAUAUAUAUAUGCUUAUUGCUUAACGUUUAUACAUGUAUAUCUUAUGUAAAGAAAUAAUCUUCAAGUGCAAUAGAAAAUGAGAAGAUCAUUUUAUAGUCUAAACAUGUCAAAUGAUAUUGAAGGCCUUUCAGGGGUGCUGUUCUAUUAGCCUUUGGUGCUCAUCUCCUGUCAAUCAAGUAUAUGUGAAUUGUUACACAAUUAUAUUGAACCGCAAAAAAAAUCGUUAUUGUUCCCCUCAAAUGUAAGCUCAAAUGUAAGCUCUUUUUUUUUAAGUAAAACAAAUCCAUAAGAAGGGGCAUCCAAUCAGAUUUCAUUAAACGUUAUUAAGAAGCUACGUAUAGAGACCCCGAGGAUUCGCCACCCUCAAUAUUUGAAAUGAAUACAAAUAACAAUGUGAUUUUUGAGACAGAUCUGGCCUUGAUAUAUAUUCUUGCAAAUAUGUAGUUUAAAUUCUCAAGAGUGCAUUAUUUUCGACGGUGAACUUUAUCUCAACCGUGGAACGUGAAGUCAGAUGUAGAUACUAAUCCCAAAGAAGUCCCUGCUUCUCUCACUUUCUGUUUCCAGAGGCUUUUAUAAACCACAGAGAGAUAAAGGAUUAUUAUCUUCUGGUCCAGGUACGUCUAUUGGACAGGCUAUAGCUACAGGCAAUCCCUGGGAGCGAAGACUGAGCCAGAGUCCAAACACACUCCUUCUCUCACUAUCUCACACUCUGUGCAAAGCCAGGCUGGAGUUGGGAGUCACUGUGCUGGCAAAUGUGAAGCUGUUAAUCUGAAAUAAAUGCACCCAUCUUACUUUGGUUAAACUGACUCCCAAAAGCUUCUCUCUCUCUCUCUCUCUCUCUCUCUCUUGCAUGGCGCUAAGUAGGGUUGAGGUGCUCACCUAGUGCUCUAAUUACACCACUUUGCAAAAAGAAUGAAUAAUAAAUAUACAAUUAUUCUGAUAAAUAUAAAUGCAUGCAUGCUCUAUUUAAAAACAAACAAACAUGUAGGCAUAGUUUAUUGCCAAAGCUUAUUGAACUUCCCCAUCCUCUUAUUGUUAUAGCCCAUCCAGAAACGAACACAAUGCAUAGUUGCUUGAUGAUUUCAAAUCUUGUUUGCCUUUUUUUAUUCAUGUUUCUGUUGUACUGCAAUAUUCAGAGGUAUAUAUUUUAAGAAAAAUCUUUUCAUGGAUAAUAAUAUACAGUGCAUCAAUAGUGCACUUCCACAAUCCCUGCCACACAUAGUGUAUGCAAACACACACACUGAGUUGUAUGUACUAUCUCUUGCAACACUUCUAGUGGAAAUAGUUUGAUCACAUUUAUUUUCUGUGCUGUAGUUGAAAACUGUGUAUAAUUGUGCAAGUCUUGCUAUAUACAGUGAUCCCCUCUUGCUAAUUUAAUGUUAUUUAAUGUUGUAAAAGUGGUUUCUGAUAGAGCUAGGUGCUGAUUUAACAAUAGUAGUAUUUCUGACUAUUUUAUAUAACAGUUUGCCCAACUGGUCUUGGAGUUAUAGAUGUUUUUUAUGUGUAAAUGUUAGGCUCCAGAGGAAAAAAUAUAUUGCAAUGUUUAUUGUCUUUUAUUUUUUUAUUUUAUUGGCUUUAUUUUUUUUCCUUUAUAAUAAUCAACAUGUACUGUACAAGGACUUUGUUCAACUCUAUAACUUGUCUUUAAUGGAAAUUUUUAAGUUCUGUACUAUUUGUAAAUUCGUUGUAGAAAUUAAAAUGAGCUAAGAAUACCUCACAUUAUUCCUUAUGACUUGGUAGAAACUCUUCCUGAUCUGUUGUGGAAAUAUCAAAACAUCAUCCAACUCUGGAACAGGAACAACCCUGGUGCUUUUAUCUGUUGUGUAUCUGUUAACCUUUCUCUGUUCAAUGUUCAGUUGUCUAAUAAAUACAAUGAAUAUGUGUCAGGACCAUUACUUAAAGAACCACUACGUUGUAGUCCAGGGGCCUUCAAUUAAAAUUGAAGACUUGCUAAAAAUUCCUUCCAAGAAAGGUCUGAACCUACCAGGUACAUUAGGCCUGCAAUUCAAGUAAACAUAAAAAGUUCAUAAGGCCUACAUGUGAAGUAAGCAGAACAGGAACACUAGGCCUACACUUCAAAUAAACACAAAGUGCAGCCUACAUUUCAAGUAAGCAAAACAGGUACACCAGACCUACAUUUCAAAUAAACACAAAAAGAGAAUUAGGCCUUCAGUUCAAGUAAGCAAAACAGUGUCUCAAGUGGUGUUAGACCCAACAGGUCCUCAAAGAUCUCUUUCUUGUCUUGAUGAAAC
Molecule: messenger RNA, 8515 nt
Organism: Gadus chalcogrammus (walleye pollock)
Lineage: Eukaryota; Metazoa; Chordata; Actinopteri; Gadiformes; Gadidae
Product: collagen alpha-1(XXVII) chain A-like
Exons: 61
Coding region: 348-5648 (1766 amino acids)
Molecular function (GO): extracellular matrix structural constituent
Source: RefSeq, a predicted model, not a curated record